Molecule: messenger RNA, 3699 nt
Organism: Schistosoma haematobium
Lineage: Eukaryota; Metazoa; Platyhelminthes; Trematoda; Strigeidida; Schistosomatidae
Product: N(alpha)-acetyltransferase 20, NatB catalytic subunit, variant 2
Exons: 6
Coding region: 3060-3692 (210 amino acids)
Biological process (GO): N-terminal peptidyl-methionine acetylation
Cellular component (GO): NatB complex
Molecular function (GO): protein-N-terminal amino-acid acetyltransferase activity
Source: RefSeq, a predicted model, not a curated record
AUUUAGAAAUAGUACUGUCGAAGAUUUGGCGGGACGUAAGGACCAAAUACCGCUUAGCCACAGUGACCGAUUGUAUUCCAUAUUAUUCAACAUUUGCGACCAUUUAUUACAAGUGUUGAACCGAUCUGUACCAAAAAGUCUGCUUUUCGGAAUGGUCAUUGCGAUUAAUGUGGAAUUUUAUGAGCAAAUCUCACAUCUUGAUUUUUCGUGCUAGUUUUUUACCAACAUAUAUCACCUAUCCAUUGAUGUAUGCUGUGUCUCCGAAACACGCAUACAGGAUUCCAGUGUGGUCAUUCACUUGACCUCACCUUGGCAACACGGAGAGCCAACGAGAUACUCCCUUCGUGUGUCUGGUGACCCGAUGGCAAGUUCUCGUGGACUGGCAGGUGUAGGCAUAGCACUAAGCAUGAGGGCCGAACAAGCACUGCUAGAGUGGAUCCCCGUCAACAGUCGUCUAUGUGCUGUUCGGCUGAACGGCUACGUAAGAACUCGGAAGGAUAGGGACACACGUCGUUGCCUUUUUGUCGUUUCUGCCUACGCUCCCAGCAGAUGCCAGCAAGAUUUCUAAGGCAUCUGUGGUCAAAUACUAGUAGCUUACGGGUGUCUUCUGCUCUUAAGGGCCAUGUUUCGCUGCCGUAAAGUAAAACAGAACGAACAGCCGCGCAGUAUACUCGUCCUUUUAUUGAUAGACGGAUAUCUCGCCUCCGCCAAAGGUGACAUAAGUUGGCAAAAGCCAAACGAGCUUUACGAAUCCGUGCUGAGAUUUCGUCAGACACCAACCCAUUAGGGCUGAUCAGACUUCCAAGAUAAGUGAAGUUGUCAACUCGUUCGACUACUUCACUCCCUACUAUCCUUAGUUCAGGUGUUGACGCAGACCAGUCCUGAAGCAACAACUUGCAUUGAGAGGGAGAGAAGCGCAUCCCAAACAUUCUGGCAUUGUUGCUUGGUGCUACCAGAAGACUCUGCAUUUUGUCAGCGUCUUCACCAAACAGGACUAUGUCAUCUGCAUAUUCUAAGUCGAUAAGUGGACCUCCUGGUAGGAGAUCAAUACCCGAGAAUUCAGUCGACGAGAGUGUUAUUUCCAUCAGUAGAUCUAUGAUGAAGUUAAACAAAAAUGGAGAAAGUGUACAGGCUUGACGGACACCACUUGAGGUUACAAAAGUAGAUGACAGUUCGCCAUAAGCUCUGACUCGACUAGUAGUGUUCGAGUAAAGAGCCUUCACAAGGUUUAUGUACUUCUGUGGUACGCCUUCCAAUGACAGACACUGCCACUGAAUCUCGCGGUCUACCGAGUCAAAUGCUGCUUUUAAGUCGAGAAAGACAACCAUUGUCGGACGUCGAUAAGUAUGCCUGUGUUCUAGAAUCUGACGAAUGGUGAAUAUGUGGUCGAUGCAGCCACGACCAGGUCUGAAGCCAGCUUGAGUCUCUCGUAUUUGCAGUUCACGAGUCUUAGUUAGGCGUCUGAUAAUUAUUGAUGCUAGUAUUUUAGAUAUUAUAUUAGUUAAACUAAUCCCUCUGUGGUUGUCACAGGAUGAUUUUGACCCUUUCUUAUAUAUUGGGACGAUAAGUGAUUGCGACCAGUCAGAUGGGAUAACGUCUAAUUGCUGGCAUCUGCUGGGAUCACCGGGUAAGUAAUAGUGAGGUUAGACGCAGGGUAUUAGGGAAUGAUGGUAAAUCAGUUGAUGAGGUUAUGAAUCUUCAUCGACUGAGAUGGUUGGGCCACGUAUUACGUAUGCCUGAACACCGAUUACCGCGACGUGCAAUGCUAACCGGUGUUGGAGAUGGUUGGAAGUUAGGGGCGGCCAAACCAAAACGUGGCAUCAGUGCCUGAAGUCACUAACUACUAGUCUGAGCCAUGUUGGUAGAUGCAGACUACUUGGUUGGGGUCCGCGUGACUUUCGUAACCAAUGGUUGGAGACCCUUGGUGACGUGGCUCAGAAUCGAUCACAAUGGCGUCGGUGUAUACACUCUCUGUCUUCUCUUAAACUAAGAGAUUAAGAUCACUUCACAUCUUUCUUUCUGCGAACUAAUUCUUUCUUCCUAUACCAUAUCCUUAUUGCAAUCUUUCUCCUAUAUAUUACCACCUUUGACCUAACCACUCCUAUGAAUCCGGUGUUCAUCUUGCUGUGCUAAUGAGGUAUGGCAACCUGGGCCGUUGCAUACAUGUGCCUGGUCCUACGUUGUAGCUGACUGACUGAGGAAUGCGUAGUGUUCAUCAUAACCACCUCCAUUGAAGGUUUUUAACCUCAUAAAUGUAAUUUCACGUUUCGCCUGGUGCUGUGCAUAUAUUAGCUAAAGAUUAACCACUCAUUUAUUGUAGUGUGAGCAAUACUUAAGAGAUACUUAUGAUGAAAUACUCUCAGCCUACGCAUAUCUUCUACUUUUAUAGCCCAUUAAGACAACCGUGCAGUAAUAUAGUUGAGACUGCUGUACUGUACGCUUCCCUAUUUGCUGGCAUAUGAAGGUGUUACCUACGAUAAAUGAAAAAGAUGAGCGGGAGGUGGUUACUUACCAGAUGCCUUUAUUCGGCCUUAUAAGUUAAAUUAUUGGUGGUAUUUUUUAGUCUCAGAAGUUUUGAAUGGUUGAGUGAUAAUACUAAACUACAUCAUUUACAGUGUAACAGUAAUGUCUGCCAGCAUUAAAAUAGUCUGAGGAUGUUUCCUGAUUCUGGUAUAUUGUUUUAUUUGUGCAAUAAAUCUCAAUAAGUAGUAGAUAUACGGGAAGUAGAUUAGAAAAGUAUAAAGAGCUAAGUCAAUUAUUAGUCAUAUGAAAUCAAAGUAGUAAUUUUUCAUCAAGAAAUUUACAAGUUCGAAAGGGCCAAACAUACUCAAAUUCUACAUAACCACAUAUAUUUUACUUCCUCAGGUCUACAUGUUUAAACUGUGACCCUACUAUCAUAAAGAAUAACCUUUGAAGACAGUAAUAUUCUGCUGCGGAAAAUGUAUACAUAACAACCUUACCCUCAUUUGAUGUAUUGUGACUUCAGUUAUAUGUAACCUGUUUGUGAAUUGCUAGACAUAUUCUUUUGUAAUCGAGUCGGAGAGAAAAUCGAUUGCAGUAUGGUAACCGUGAGGCCAUUUACUUGCUUAGACUUGUUGAAGUUUGGGAAUAUUAAUCUGGAUAUGUAUACGGAAACUUAUAGUAUCGGAUUUUAUCUGCAUUAUUUGGCAAAAUGGCCAGAGUAUAUGCGAGUCCUAGAAUCACCCACACUAACCUGUUUUGAAAGAAAUUCGACAUGUCUUUCGGAUAUUCCACACACAGAUGAUUCACAAAACCCAUCUCCCAAGGUAUUAUCAAUACCGUCUACGUGUCAACGACUUAUGGGCUAUAUGAUGGCGAAGUCAGAAGGUCAUGGAGUGGACUGGCAUGGUCAUGUCACAGCGCUGUCGGUGGCUCCUGAGUAUCGUCGUUUGAGAUUAGCUACUCAACUAAUGCUAGAGUUAGAAGAAACUUCCGAACGGAAACGAUGUUACUUUGUUGAUCUAUUCGUACGUGCAUCUAACAAACUGGGCAUAGAUAUUUAUAGUAAAUUGGGAUAUAUUAUAUACCGCAGAGUCUUAAAUUACUACUGGGGUUCCGUUGAAGAUGAAGAUGCUUUCGAUAUGAGAAAAGCACUUUCAGCGGAUGUGCUUAAACGAUCUGUCAUACCAAUGACGAGGCCGAUACGUCCAGAAGAAUUAGAACAUCCAUGAACAUACA